Messenger RNA from Bacidia gigantensis, 2634 nucleotides. RefSeq lists its product as uncharacterized. The transcript has a single exon. The record is from RefSeq and is a predicted model, not a curated record. NCBI's taxonomy places the organism in Eukaryota, Fungi, Ascomycota, Lecanoromycetes, Lecanorales, Ramalinaceae. The coding region runs from base 1 to 2634 and encodes 877 amino acids. Gene Ontology annotation, molecular function: ubiquitin protein ligase binding. Gene Ontology annotation, cellular component: anaphase-promoting complex. Gene Ontology annotation, biological process: ubiquitin-dependent protein catabolic process.
AUGGCAGCUGCUGCCACGGCCCAUAUCUUCGCUUCUGUUUUUCCUCCGCCAUCUGAAGUCCCUAUACCAACACCGACCAACACUCCGCUCCUGCCAUCUUCCAGCACUUUUGGGGAAGUCCUUCCACAGCGUCCCUCCUCAUCUCAUGAUCACCCAGGUCCCGGUGUGGCUGAACAGAUCAAAUGGGAUCGCGCUUGGCAUGUUGCCACUUUGUCUCUGUCUCUUACGGAUGAACCUAUUGACGUCUGCACUUCAGAGGGUGAAGAAUCGCUGAAAAAGAAAUGGUGGGCCAACGUUCCAGACACGGAGACGAGAAGGGCCGUGGAGUAUUUGCUAGACAAGGGUAAGAAAUUACGGAAAGAUGAGGAUCUGGUGCGAUGGUUCUUCGAAGUUCAGGUCGUUAGCCAUUUCAUCCGUGUCAUGCGGCCGCUACUUGGCUCAAUGUUAGACGAGAAAAUAAAGGGUCGUAAAACGGAAACUAUGGUGGAGGGACUAUUGGACGUGGGAAAAGGCCUUUAUCUAUGCCAAGCGAUCUAUCUUUACCCUGUCAAGAGAUAUAUGGAGAAGUUCCUGACUGCUUUUCACGUGCAAAGGCUAGAGAAGGAUCUACACGGCCUUUUUGUGCAAUGUUUACCAAAGGAACAAGUUGAAGCAUGUCUGAAGCAGUUUCUUUUGCAUCAAGCAUCAGUCGUUCUCGUUGUUGACAGGGCUCGCUAUGCCCCUAGAUAUACACAACAGAGAUCCUACGACCAGGAUUUGACAUUGAAGGAAAAGCAGAAAACGCUCACCUGGGUCAAAGCAUUGCAAGGAGUAGGACUUGGCGGGCACCAAGCGCAACGAGUUCUUGGUGAAGUCAUGAUUGAAAUUCUUGAUAGCCACGUGAGGACAAGCCUUUCGCGGCGAUGGGAUUCGCCAUCUCAUAGUGAACAGCGUUUGCGGCAUUGGGUCGCAAGCGAUUUCACGCUCUUCAUUGUUCAGAUUCUGGAGGCUAUGCACGAGGCUCCUUCAAUCGACCGCUCCAGACAAGAGCAAGAUGUUCACGUCGAUGUCCAGAAAUGGCAGGACAUGGCAAGUAGACGAUUAGGAGCCCUGAGGGCCGACGAGCUGUAUGAUGUGGUCCUGGAAUGGGACAGCAAGAUGCAAGGUAUUAUUCAAGAUCUCAAGGUCUACGUCAAGGAUUCGGACUCCAGAGCAUACCUCACAACGACUUUCUCCAAUGCUAUCAGUAGUAAAUUAUUGCAACCAAGCUCGGCGACCAGCGAUAUCCUACGGGUCUACAUUUCAACUAUACGAGUCUUCACCUUGCUCGAUCCUAGGGGCAUCCUUCUCGAUCGGAUCGCCAGACCCAUUCGAAGAUAUCUGCGGGAACGAGACGAUACUGUGCGCAUUGUGGUGAGUGGCUUACUCACAGACUCCACUCAGGGUACCAACGUGGACGGGGCCUUGAUUGAGCUUGCGUUUGAAAUGUCCAAGCAUGACAGCCAUGCAAGACCGGAUGAAGCGAAUGCUGACCUCGAUUUUGACGAUAUGGAAUGGAUGCCGGACCCUACUGAUACCGGACCAGAAUACAAGAAGCCUAAGCAUUCCGAUGUCAUUGCCUCUCUCAUCAGUCUUUUUGAGUCAAAGGACAUUUUUAUCAAGGAAUUUCAAAACAUUCUUGGUGAGAAUUUAUUGAAACGUGAGCAAGGUUUCGAGUCCGAAUUUCGGGUGCUCCAACUCUUGAAGAAUAGAUACGGCGAAGCAGCGCUUCAAGCUUGUGAGGUUAUGGUCCGAGACAUUGUAGAUUCAAUUCGCCUGGAUGCUGCCAUUCAGAAACACUCACUUCUUGAUUCCUCCGGAAGAUUCACCGGAUUGCGUUCCCACCAAGCCCCUUCACAGCUCUCGCCUCUCCACACAAGAGUACUUUCACAUCUGUACUGGCCAUCGCUUCAUUCUGACUCUUUCAACAUUCCACCUGAGAUCGAAGAAUUGCAGGAGGAAUACGCCAAAGGCUUCGAAAAGUUCAAGACGUCGCGCAAACUGACCUGGCUGAAUGUUCUUGGCCAAGUUACUGUGACCCUCGAUUUAGAAGACCGCACCGUCACAGAAGAAGUCCAAACCUGGCAAGCAAGUGUAAUCUACGCCUUUCAGCCGACUGAUGCCGAUGAUACCUCCACACCAAUCAUCCGCAGCGUUGCUGACCUUAUUGAGAAAUUAUCAAUGCCGGAAAACCUCGUCUUAAACGCGCUGACCUUCUGGGUCGGCAAACUCGUCCUCAAAUCCCUUCCAACGCCUCCCAAUCCUCUGCGUAGCUACGCCGUUCUUGAAACGCUUGCCAACGAAGCCGCCGCGCAAGAGGGUACCACUUCUGCCGCCAUAGCUAUAGCGGCGGAGACGGUGACUGCGGCUGUAGCACCUGCCGUCCUGAGCGAACACGAGGUGGCAAGGGAAAAGAUGGGGGUGUAUGCGCAGUAUGUGGUUGGCAUGCUUACGAAUGGGGGUGCGAUGCCGCUGCAGCAAAUCAUUACGAUGCUGGACAUGGCGCUUCCUGGAGGGUUCCCAUUUGGAAAUGAGGAGCUCAAGGCGUUCCUCGAGGAGGAGGUAAGGGAGGGGAGACUAGAUUUUGGUGGUGGUGCUUACAGAAUUAAGCGUUGA